Molecule: messenger RNA, 2160 nt
Organism: Phyllotreta striolata
Lineage: Eukaryota; Metazoa; Arthropoda; Insecta; Coleoptera; Chrysomelidae
Source: the annotation of a GenBank genome assembly
AUGCCGGCGGGUAAGGAGAGCGAAGGAGGCGGCGAUGGGACGGUGAAAAGGACGACGUUCCGGCCGCCAUGGGUGAAAGAAGGACCGACGCCGUUGCCGACGCCCGCCCAACCUUGGGCGUUGAAAACGACGCCCAGAAGGGACAGCAACGUGUCCAAUUCGGACGCGAGCGAAAAGGACAACGCGUACAAUCCUUUAGCUGAAGUGCAACUGAAACCCACCAAAGUUAACAAAAAACCCGAACCGGAGGAGAACGGAGAAGGCGUUAGAAAAAACAAAAUUCUAGACGGUGUAAAAUUGCGAAAAAUCAAGAAAAACGAACCGAAAGAGAUACCCGAAAACGGCGCCAAAGAGAGUUUCUUCCAAAAACCGGCCCUCAAACCGGUACCCCAAAGGGAGGCGUCGCCCCCCAAAAAGGACUUCAAACUGAAGAACCUCCCCACCUUGCAAAAGGCCUCCGAGAGGGUGCUCAAAAACCCCCCGAGGAGGCAAUCCAACAAAUGCGAAACCUCCUCCGAUGAGGAGGAAACCGACGAGGACUCGGACGAGGUCGAAUUAGAUAAGGAGAUGCCGCAGAAGCGCAACGCCCUCGUCAGGGAGGCCUCGAUGCGCCGUCUAUCCCAAACGAACGUCCCGCCGCCGCCGCCACUCAUGCCUGGCGCGCCGCCCCCGCCGCCCCUCAUGCCCGGCGAGCCGCCCAAGAAGUCGUUGACCGACAAGCAGAAGAGCCGGCUGAACAAGCUCCGGGCCCGCCCCAAGAACCGACCCGAUUGGAACAAUCUGCUGCAGGAGAUCGAGGCCAAGCGACAGCUGAAGCACGUCGUCUGCAACGACAGAUCGAACCCGAUACUGCAGGAGACCACCAGCACCGCCGACAAGCACGUCAUCUACAAGAGCGAGGAGGCUAAUGUUCACAAUGAGCUGCUCAAACAGAUAGAAAAAGGUAUACAUUUGAAGAAAGUGAAGACCAACGACAGGAGCAAACCGGUCCUGGACGGUCUCAGGAAGUUCCGAAGGCAAAUGACGAUAGAAGAACAAAUCCAGAAAUCCAUAUCAAUGGCCAGCAUGCCGCCAGAGGAGAUCCAGACGGACGAAAUCGACGAAAUGGACGACAUCGACAAGGUCAGGGACGACCUGCAAAGUACCAAGCAAAUGCUGGCGUUGGAGCUGCGCAACAAGGAGGCCUUGGAACGGGAAAACAAACGGCUAUCGUCGAGGAUCCAGAAUCUGGAAGCCGAACUGGAGAAGGAAAAGGGUCGGGCCAAAGGCGACGGCAAACCCGGCGACGCCACCGCCGACGAAAAGGUGAUAAAGGGAUUGAAGAGCGAGGCGGAGGAGGCGAGAAGAACGUCGCGGGAAUUGGAGAAGAAAUACGACAAGGCGGCCGAGGAAUUGGACUCGGCCAAAUCCAAGAUGGACGAACUCAAGCGACAGAAUCAAUUGUUAGAGAAGAAAUUACAGGAGGCCCUGAUGGGUAAGAGACCGUCGAUAAGCGACCGGAAGCACAGCCAGGAAGAAGAAGACGAUCCGGAGGAGGAGGAACCCGAAGAAGAAAGCGAAGGCGAGGACGACGAGACGAAGAAAGAGAAACGCCUGGCGAAGGAAGUGAAGCAACUGAAGAAGAAACUGCAAAGCCUGAAGACCAAGGAAGACAACGCGAAGAAAGAGAGACGGGCGCUCAGAGACAUCAUCAAAAAACACCAAACGGAAAUGAAGGAGGAGAAGAAGAAGUACAAACAGCUGAAGAAAGAAGUCGACAAAAUGGCGGCCUUGAUGAAAGACACCGACGAAGCGGAGGACGACGAAGAAGACGACGACAGCGAUAAGAAGAACAAGAAAAUAAACGAAGAAGACGAAGACGAAGAAGACGAGGAGGAAGAGGAUGAAGAAGAAGACGAAGACGACGAUAGCGAAGAGAGCGAAGAGAGCGAGGAUUCGGAGCAAUCGCAGAGCGAAGACGAAGAGGCGGACAACGAGAGAAAGAAGAAGAAUUUGACGGGGAGAACGAAGAAGCACGAGAACCGUUUGAAUGCGCUGAAAAAGGGGAAUUUCCUGUUGAAGACGAACGCCGAACGGCUGCAGGACGAUUUGAACAAGCAGAAGGAGACCACUGUGAUGCUGCAGGAGGAUCUCGAUUCCGUCCUAUCGGAAUUGGGUUAG